CCUUUGCUCAAGACAUUUCUAUAGCAGCCUAAUGUCUGUGCUACUGCGCUGAAGACGCUCUCCAGCCUGUCCUUCACACUGUGCCGGGAAAUUCACUUCAUUUGAAGUGUUUCUGAUUCUGGAUUGUAGCUGUAGCCGUUCGGGCAUCAUGGGCAAUGUAGGCAACAGUGCCUGGCUACUUCUGGGCCUGUGUUUUUGGGUGGUUAUCACUGCAUGUGGAUGUGCACCUUCCCCGCACAUAGAAGACUCUUCAAACCUCCAGGAGCAUGUAGGAGAUACUGAACAAAUGCAGAGUGAGAGCCGUCUGGGACGAUUACAGAGGAAACUGCUGAUAGAGGAUGAUGAACCUUUGAACAUCAAUGCAACUCUAAACGCCUCCAACUCCGAGAUAUCAGACAACACCAGCUCCAGUCCAUGGCCAAUACUGCUUGGCCUGCUGUUCUCCGUGCUGUGUGUGGCCAUUGUGAUCGCGCUGGUCGUCAAGUUCCGGAUCGUCCAGCGCUUCUUCGGCGGCUACAACGAAGCUCUUCUGCCAGAGGGCGACACGGCCAGCCAGUUCAGCCAACCUGGGACCCUCACUGGCAACUUCCCUGCCCACAGCAUGAGGGAGAGGCAGGAGUAUGGGGGUAACCAUGACGACGACGACGACGGCUUCAUCGAGGACAACUACAUUGCGGCUGGAGGCAAGGAGAGGGCAGAGAGAGAGGAGGAGCAAGAGGAGGUCACGGACGAGGAGAGCGACGAUGAACUGGACAUCCACUUCUCAAUUGAUUGAACUCAGGGACUGUUUAGUUAAAGCGGAAUUCCAGUGAUUUUUCCAUUUUCCACAAUAAUUGAAUGGUUAAGAUGUAAACAGAGUCGUUCAGAGUGGUUUGGUGUGAAACGCUCUGUUCUGGAGAAACUUACUGAGUCAGAACUGUUCACAGUGGUGGUGAUAGGAACCAGACGUCCACCUCUAAAAGCUCCCUCACAGAAAGUUAUUACAGAAAAUAGUUACUAAAGUGCUGCCGGAUGUCUGAGACUUUGUUUCACGUUAGUUUUGCAAUAAAGUUUAGGCCUAAAACUUACUGUUUUAUAGAAUCCAUUCAUGGUGGAGGGAUACAUGCAGGGCAUUGUGAGACGAAAUAGUCCCCAAAGAAAGCACAUUUUUUUAAAUUUA
Molecule: messenger RNA, 1159 nt
Organism: Colossoma macropomum (tambaqui)
Lineage: Eukaryota; Metazoa; Chordata; Actinopteri; Characiformes; Serrasalmidae
Exons: 4
Coding region: 149-775 (208 amino acids)
Source: RefSeq, a predicted model, not a curated record